AUGAAUCGUCGUAACGCUAAACGAUUGACAUUUUCUAUCUUCCAAUGGCUGCUCGAGAGUAUUGCCGUCAUUUUUGGGAUCGUUCCGCAAUUACGGACGAUUCGUCGAAUUUCUACAACAAGAAAAUGUAGGAAUACAAUAGGAGUGCAUAGAACUCUCAAGAGACAAAAGUUCUUGCGAAAUAAAGGAAAAUCUCCAUGUGCACAGACAUCCAUAAAUAUGGCAGAUAUUAAUAAUAAUAAUAACAAUAAUCUGAGUUGUGAAAUUCGAGAUAAUCAAUGUCGAAUUCUAUGUUUUCAAGUUGAAAAUGACCAAAUCUUAGACUAUAUUCGAAAUUUGUUCAUAGAAAAUGCAUCACUGUUAAAGACAACUCAAAUAAUUGAUUUCGAAGAGUUGAUGAGAUCUAUUCAAUCGACGAAAACUAAUAAAAUUUAUGAAGAUGCAUCAACCAUGACAACUAGUAAUCAGAAUUGUUGUCAACACAUCUUCUGUUCUACUUUCAUGACGCAAUCUGAAAAUACACGUCGUCUGAAAGCAUCGGGCUUCAUUCGAUUGUUUCUCGAAAAGAGCAAAGACGAAUUUUAUCAUCAUCUGAUAAAUGAAGAACGUCUCUGUCAACAAAAGACAUCAGCUAUUUAUCAAAUGAUAAAAGAGUUUCUGAAAGUCAUACACAAACCAGAACAUGAACAAAACGAAAUUCUCCAUUGA
Adineta ricciae is the source of this 708-nucleotide messenger RNA. NCBI's taxonomy places the organism in Eukaryota, Metazoa, Rotifera, Eurotatoria, Adinetida, Adinetidae. The record is from the annotation of a GenBank genome assembly.